AACCCGGAAGUACUCUGCUAUCGCACGGUCCGGACGGAGGCGCGUGUGGAUGCGCAUGCACGGCAAAGGAGUGCAAUGAAUCCGUUAACAAAAAUCAAGUUGAUCAACGAGCUGAAUGCCCGCGAAGCGAGUCUGGGAGUGAAAGAGUCCGUGUCUUGGCACAAAGACUAUAAGGACAGCGCCUGGAUCUUUAUCGGCGGACUGCCGUAUGAGUUGACCGAAGGGGACAUUAUCUGUGUUUUCUCGCAGUAUGGAGAGGUGGUGAAUAUUAACCUCGUCCGGGAUAAGGCCUCGGGACGCUCUCGUGGCUUCUGCUUUAUCUGUUACGAGGAUCAGAGGAGUACUGUGCUGGCGGUGGAUAACUUCAACGGCAUCAAGGUAAAGGGCCGUACGAUACGAGUGGAUCAUGUGGCCAACUACCGGCCCCCCAAAGACUCUGACGAUAUUGACGACGUGACUAAACUUCUCAGGGAGGAGGGCUGUGGGGUACGGACACCCCCACGUCCACCCCCAUCUCCACCCCCAUCCUCUGAGGAGGAAGAGGAGCCAAGGGCUAAGAAAAGAAAGAAGAAGAAGAAGAGAAAAGAUGACAAGGAUAAAAAGAGCAGCAAGCACAAGGAGAAGAGCGAGCCAGGGGAGACUGCUGUCCAUGUCAAGCAAGAACGUAUAGAUCCAUCGUAUGAUAAAUACAAUACUAAGGAGUCCGACUGCAGAGCGACAAAAGACAGACCCCAGGAGCUGAGAGAAGACAGAGACUCUAGGGGUCUUAGUAGGCACUCUUCCUACGACCGGCACAGAGACAGUCAUAGAGAGAGAGACCGGCACGCAGACGGUCACAGAGAGAGAGACCGGUACAAAGAGUCUCGCCCAGAAUACAAGAGGAGAUAGGCCUUCCAGAGACUGUGUACAGUGUUUAGAGAAUCUUGCUGAAAUCUGUUUUUUGUUUCUUUUUAUUAAAUACGUCCAAUCUGAAA
This is a messenger RNA of Spea bombifrons (plains spadefoot toad), 974 nucleotides long. It is a transcript of the gene RBMX2, whose product is annotated as RNA binding motif protein X-linked 2. Gene Ontology annotation, molecular function: RNA binding. Gene Ontology annotation, biological process: mRNA splicing, via spliceosome. The record is from RefSeq and is a predicted model, not a curated record. Bases 76 to 888 code for a protein of 270 amino acids. Gene Ontology annotation, cellular component: precatalytic spliceosome; catalytic step 2 spliceosome; U2 snRNP. Lineage: Eukaryota; Metazoa; Chordata; Amphibia; Anura; Pelobatidae. The transcript has a single exon.